This is a messenger RNA of Arabis nemorensis, 1599 nucleotides long. NCBI's taxonomy places the organism in Eukaryota, Viridiplantae, Streptophyta, Magnoliopsida, Brassicales, Brassicaceae. The record is from the annotation of a GenBank genome assembly.
AUGGGUAGUCGUCAAAUCUGGCUGAUAAUAGUUUCAGUCUUGUUCACGGUGAGCUCCUCCACCGUAGAAGACAAAGGUACGGUGGUUGUGUACGGAAGAGCCGCCGUGGGAACAGUGGACGAAGACUUCAUCUGUGCCACUUUGGAUUGGUGGCCUCCUCAGAAAUGUGACUACGGCACUUGUGCUUGGGACCAUGCUUCGAUUCUCAAUCUGAACCUAAACAAUACUAUUCUCCAGAAUGCAAUCAAAGCAUUUGCUCCAUUGAAAAUAAGAAUAGGAGGAACAUUACAAGACUUGGUGAUAUAUGAGACACCAGAUUUGAAGCAACCUUGUCUUCCUUUCACCAAGAACUCUUCCAUUCUCUUUGGUUUCACUCAAGGAUGUCUGUCUAUGGGCCGAUGGGACGAGCUCAAUGCCUUCUUCCGCAGAACUGGAGCUAAAGUCAUCUUCGGGCUGAAUGCACUUUCUGGCCGUUCCAUCAAACCUAGCGGUGAAGCCAUAGGAGCCUGGGAUUACACCAAUGCUGAAUCAUUCAUCCGGUUUACAGCUCAGAAUAAUCACACCAUCAAUGGUUGGGAGCUAGGCAAUGAGCUGUGUGGAAGUGGUGUUGGUGCAAGAGUUGCAGCAAAUCAGUAUGCUAUAGACACGAUAGCUCUGCGAAACAUUGUGGACCAGGUUUUCAAAAAUGUAAGUCCCAUGCCGCUGGUGAUAGGCCCGGGUGGCUUCUUCGAUGCUGCUUGGUUCGCAGAAUACUUGAACAAAACAGCAAACUCUUUGGAUGCUACUACUCGCCACAUCUACGAUCUUGGUCCAGGAGUCGAUGAACAUCUGAUAGAAAAGAUUCUUGACCCUUCAUAUCUAGACCACGAGGCAACAACGUUUAGGAGCCUCAGAGACAUAAUAAAAAACUCCCCAACCAAGGCUGUGGCAUGGGUUGGUGAGUCUGGUGGUGCCUACAACAGCGGGCGUAACCUUGUCUCUAAUGCUUUUGUGUAUAGUUUCUGGUACCUGGACCAGCUUGGUAUGGCAUCGGUUUAUGAUACAAAAACAUACUGUAGACAGUCUCUGAUCGGAGGGAACUAUGGGCUGCUAAAUACUACUAAUUUCACACCCAAUCCAGACUAUUACAGUGCUCUGAUAUGGCGACAACUUAUGGGAAGAAAGGCAUUGUACACAAGCUUUUCCGGAACAAAAAAAAUACGUUCUUACACCCAUUGUGCAAGACAAUCGAAAGGGAUCACAGUUUUACUAAUGAACCUUGACAACACUACAACAAUUGAGGCUAAAGUAGAGUUAAAUAGCACGUCGUUCAGUCUGAGACAUACCAAGCACAGGAAGUCUAGUAAAAGAGUAAUUUCCCAGCUGCCUUGGGUUUCCAAUGGGGAAAUCCAAAGAGAAGAGUACCAUUUGACAGCAAAAGACGGAAAUUUACACAGUCAGACUAUGCUACUCAACGGAAAUAUUCUGCAGGUUAAUUCGAAAGGCGACAUACCUCCUCUGGAGCCAAUACUUGUAAAUUCAACAGAGCCAAUAACAGUAGCUCCGUAUUCCAUUGUCUUUGUGCAUAUGCGGAGUGUUGUUGUACCUGCAUGUACUUAG